UGUUUAUUCAAUCGUUUGUAAUUAAGGUGCAAUUUUCAACAAUUUUGAUUUCUAGGUGAACAAAAAUCAUACCGUCAAUCAGCAAAGAUUGACAAUGUGAGAAAGUCGUUUGCUCCGCUUGCCCUGUUGAAAGACAGAAAGGGCGGACGCGUAGAGAAGAGGCACACGUUGAAUCCUGGUACGUUGAACACCCACAUCAAUACCCAGGCGCUGCAUAAAAUAGGAAAGUCUGUGCAGAAACAGAAUAAUUGCCCCCAAAAGAACAAAGAGAAAACAACGGCCAAAGAUAGUAGAUUGUUUAUAAUGAAGAAAUACGAUGAGGAUCGUAAGAAAACUAUGAGAAAUACACUGGCCGCUAUCGAAAACACCAAAUUCACUCUUCAGUGUGAAAAAGACAAAGCUGAUGGACGAAAUACGAAAGACGACAUCAAAAGUGAACAGAUUGUUGACGAGUUGCAAGUCGUGAAAGACUAUUGCAAAGAUGAAUUGACUGCUGGUCAGGUUGCUCAGAUUAAUCAAGUCACUGAUGAAGAUCUCAAUACCACAUUCACGCUUCCAGGUUGUUGGCCUUGCGCCCAACCCCCUACCAGGAGGACCAGCGGGUAUCUGCAGCCACCAUGAAGCGACUGGGCGAUGGGAUCCCCAACCCCGACGCCGGUUGACUAUAGUAACCGGUAGUCCAUAGAUAAUAGACUAGUAACGUCUAUUGUACUUUAUUUGAAACUCUUGGACUAGGUACUUUUAAAAAGCAUUUCUUCAAUUUUUGCAUGAAUUUGAUCAUUUUACUAUUACAACAUGGUAUUCAUUGUAUAUGGAAUGUUCACUAAUAAUUCGAUUCUUUGAAUCAUUUGAAAUUUACUUGAAAAUGUGUAUACUCCUAAAUAUCCAGAAAAAAUUGCAACACUGAGAUGGACAGAGUUAUAUCUCUUGCUUCCAUUUGGAGUUGCGUGAAAGUUAUGCACAUUUGAUCUUUAGUAAUUAAUUGGCCGAUUGGAUUAAUAAAUUAGGCAAGUUUUCAUUCCGUCGUUAAAAAUAUGUAUGGAGAUGGAUUUUAAAUUCUACUUACCAAUCUUACCAAACUCUAUAACAUCAAGUUUCAC
Molecule: messenger RNA, 1100 nt
Organism: Nilaparvata lugens (brown planthopper)
Lineage: Eukaryota; Metazoa; Arthropoda; Insecta; Hemiptera; Delphacidae
Exons: 2
Coding region: 304-621 (105 amino acids)
Source: RefSeq, a predicted model, not a curated record